Messenger RNA from Tachysurus vachellii, 3163 nucleotides. Its product is annotated as zinc finger protein OZF-like. The transcript has 4 exons. NCBI's taxonomy places the organism in Eukaryota, Metazoa, Chordata, Actinopteri, Siluriformes, Bagridae. The record is from RefSeq and is a predicted model, not a curated record. Bases 179 to 2818 code for a protein of 879 amino acids. Gene Ontology annotation, molecular function: DNA-binding transcription repressor activity, RNA polymerase II-specific; RNA polymerase II cis-regulatory region sequence-specific DNA binding. Gene Ontology annotation, biological process: negative regulation of transcription by RNA polymerase II.
CCCUGAGAGUCAAAUCCCAAAGUUCACCGAAACGAUUCGUGUGAAAGAGUCGACUCGUUACAGCGACACCUCACUAGGGCUUAGUGUCCCGUUUUUACCAGAUGUGAAUGGUGCCCUCUGGUAAGUCAGCUUCUGCUCUAAUUAUACUUAAAAGUAAAGAACAUUAACAGAUUUCACUAUGAUGACGUCGGACGAGAUUAAACACGAGGAUGCGGAACCCGCGGCAAGUUCCAGUAGUCCGGAGCGGUCUUCUGAACAGACGGAAGAUGAAAUGCACAUCUGCUCACGUUGUGGAAAAAGUUUUCCACACCAGAGUCAUCUCCAAACACAUCAGUGCAUUCAUAUUAAAGGGAAGCCGUACCAGUGCUCUGAGUGUGAGAAGUGUUUUAACGAUCGCAGUAGUCUUAUAAAGCAUCUGCGAAUCCAUACAGGAGAGAAACCCUAUCAGUGCUCCGAGUGUGGGAAGUGUUUCACUCAGAAGGGUCACAUCACUAAACACCUGCAGAUUCACACACAAGAAAAGCCAUAUAACUGCUCGCUCUGUGGUAAAAACUUUAAUUACCUCUGUAAUCUCCAGCGACACCAACGCACUCACACGGGAGAGAGGCCCUUUCAGUGUUCACAGUGUAAGAAGAGGUUUAGUGAGAAAGACGGUCUCAUAAGACACCAGCGCAUUCACACCGGAGAGAAGCCGUACGAGUGUUUGGAGUGUGGGAAGAGUUUCACUGAGAGAGGGAGUCUCCUAAAACACCAGAGGAUUCAUACCGGAGCGAAGCCGUUCGAGUGCUCGUAUUGCGAAAUGAGUUUUACACAGAGGUGUAAUCUCCAACAGCAUGAGCGCAUUCACACGGGAGAUAAACCAUUUUACUGUCUUGAGUGUGGGAAGAGCUUUAAUCGGGAGACGGCUCUCCAAGUACACCAGUGCAGUCACACGGGGGAGAAGCCAUAUCACUGCCCGGAGUGCGGCAAGAAUUUUAGUGACCAGAGUAAUCUCCGACAACACCGACGCAUUCACUCAGGAGAGAAGCCGUAUCACUGUUCACAUUGUGGGAAGAGUUUCACUCGAAAGAGUCAUCUGAAAGAACACCACCGGAUUCACACAGGAGAGAAACCGUAUCUCUGCUCACAGUGUGGGAAGAGUUUCUCUGUAAAGAGUAAUCUGGAACAACACCAGCAGAUUCACACGGGAGAAAAGCCGUUUCUCUGCUCACACUGUGGAAAGAGUUUCACUCAGAAGAGCACUCUGAAAAAACACCAGCGCAUUCACACAGGAGAGAAACCGUAUCAGUGUCCACAGUGUGGGAAGAGUUUUAUCGAGAGAGGCAAUCUCCUCAAACACCAGAGGAUUCAUACAGGAGAGAAGCCGUAUCGCUGCUCACACUGCGGGACAAGUUUUACAGAAAGGAGUGCACUCCAACAACACUUACGCAUUCAUACAGGAGAUAAACCUUAUCACUGCUUAGACUGCGGGAAGAGUUUUAAUCGAGGAAAUACUCUCCAAGUACAUCAGCGCAUUCACACAGGAGAGAAGCCAUAUCACUGCUCGCAGUGUGGGAAGAGUUUUACUAGACAGAGUAGCCUCCAGGUACACCAGCGCAUUCACACAGGGGAAAAGCCAUACUACUGCUCCGAGUGUGGGAAGAGCUUUAGAGACCAUAAAAACUUUCAGCGUCAUCAACGUGUUCACACGGGCGAGAGGCCUCACAGAUGCUCACUGUGUGGAAAGAGUUUCACUAAAAAGUGUAAUCUCAAACAACACCAGCUCGUUCACACCGGAGAGAAGCCGUACCAGUGCUCAUACUGUGAGAAGAGUUUCACUAAAAGGAGUAAUCUCAAACAACACCAGUAUGUUCACACAGGAGAGAAGCCGUACCAGUGCUCACAGUGUAGCCUGAGUUUCACUCAGAAGGUUCAUCUCGUGCGACACCAGCAUAUUCACACAGGAGAAAAACCACAUCAGUGUUCUCAGUGCGAGAAGCGUUUCAUUGACAGCAGCAGUCUCAUAAAACAUGAACGAAUUCACACAGGAGAGACGGUCUGUCACUGUUCAUUAUGUGGUUAUAGUUUUAACUGCCUCAGUAAUCUGAAACGACACCAGCGCAUUCACAAAGCAGAGAAACCCCAUCAGUGUUCACAGUGUGGAAAGAGUUUUGUUGAUAAAGGUAAUCUGAUAAAACACCAGAAAAUUCACACAGGAGAGAAGCCGUAUCGCUGCUCACACUGUGGGAGGAGUUUUACACAAAGAUUUAAUCUCCAUCAGCACAUGCACAUUCACAGAGGAGAUAAACCAUACUACUGCUCAGAGUGUGGAAAGAGCUUUAAUCGAGAGUACACUCUUCAGUUACACCAACAGACUCAUACAGGCGUUAAACCCUAUUACUGUUCACAGUGUGGGAGGAGUUUUAGUAGUCUGAGUAAUCUCAAACAACACCAGCGCAUUCACACAGGAGAGAAGCCGUACCAGUGUUCGCAGUGUAAGAAGAGUUUUAGUUCAAGCGAUACUCUCAAAAACCAUCACCGAAUUCAUACAGGAGAGAAGCCGUACCAGUGCUCACAGUGCGGGAAGAGUUUUACACAAAUGGGUCAUCUCCAGCAGCACCAACGCAGUCACACUGGAGAGAAACUGUACCAGUGUUUGCAGUGUAAGAAGAGUUUUAGUUCGAGCGAUAUUCUCAAAAGUCAUCAGCGCAUUCACACAGGAGAGAAGCCAUAUCACUGCUCAGACUGUGGCAAGAAGUUUUGUCACCAGAGAAAUUUCCAGCGACACAAACACACAGCUCACACUGCUGUGAAUGAUGACAUGAUGCAGUUCCCAUGAAAACUUGUAGGAACUUGUAUUAUUCUUAAAGAUAUUUUUUCCAUUAUAAAUUCUGCACCACAUUGUAGAGUCUGUACAGUUUGGAAAGUAUCAGUGAACUCUUAUAAAGCUUUGCAAGAUUAUUCAUUAAUGGACCAGAUUUUUAUAACCUUAUUCUUCACACAUGCUCAAGUUGUAUAUUAUGGUAAUGUAAGACAUCCUAUAGAGCUACAAAUGUUGUAUGUUGUAAAUUUUAUUUUAUUUUAUUUUAUUAAUAUGUGGCUAGCUAUGUAAAACUGUAAAUUACUCUAACAUGCUAAAUAAAUAAAUAUUUCUACAAGGAAUAAUAAAAGGACAGUCAUCAUC